AGCUCUUUGAAGAAAACAGAGAAAUCUUUCCUUUUGUUCCUUUUUUUAAAACAGAGUAUCGCUCCUUCAUUAAAAGUCAGGAUGAAUGCCGUACAGCUGGUGGCUUGUGGACUAAUCAUGAGUCUUGUGUUGGUCAGAACAGAGGCGAGACCCACAACACCGAGCCAGCAUAAGGCUCUGGAAGCUUUGCUUGGAGAAGAGCUGGCAGAUUUCCUGGCUUCAGGUGAACGCAGGAUGCGGCUGCUGAGGGAACUCCGCACGGACACUCGCGCCAAGGGCAUGUGGGCACGCUUCACAAAUGACCAGAACGGCUCACGAAGGCACAAAUCGGGAACUAAGAAAGGAGGAAGCACCACCAGAAGCGGCUGCUUCGGACACAAAAUGGACAGAAUAGGUACCAUCAGUGGCAUGGGCUGCCAACCGGCGUAUUACCCGUCCACAAAUAACCUCUCCUGAGUAUCCGCAGGAUGAUGAGGUUUCGGACAAUGUUGACUGUCUCCUUUUGAGGAAAAGCCUUACAAAUGAAAAAAACAAAAAGAGCUGGAACGGAAGAACGGUACAGAAAUCUGCCAAGAUCGAGCACUAUGGGGAAACAAAUGUAAUCAUCAAAAAUGUAAAAAAAAAAAAAUAAUUCACCCAUUAUCAGUGACAUCACAAGAUGGCGGACGACGGUGUAAAAAAAAAAAAUGUGCGAAGCUGUAUAUUGUCGCUGCUGCUGUACAUUCAUGUACUUCAUUCCUGCAUAAAAUGUAUUUAUGUUUAAAAACUAUUUAUAUGUUUAUAAAAAAGAGAUAUUUAUAAAUGAAUUUUAUUUAUGUAACAUUUUCAAAUGAAUGCAAACUGCAGGCCAAUUCUGUGUAACUUUU
Tachysurus vachellii is the source of this 866-nucleotide messenger RNA. It is a transcript of the gene nppc, whose product is annotated as natriuretic peptide C. The record is from RefSeq and is a predicted model, not a curated record. The transcript has 3 exons. The coding region runs from base 82 to 456 and encodes 124 amino acids. NCBI's taxonomy places the organism in Eukaryota, Metazoa, Chordata, Actinopteri, Siluriformes, Bagridae. Gene Ontology annotation, cellular component: extracellular region. Gene Ontology annotation, molecular function: hormone activity; hormone receptor binding. Gene Ontology annotation, biological process: receptor guanylyl cyclase signaling pathway; cGMP biosynthetic process.